This is a messenger RNA of Pezoporus occidentalis (night parrot), 2160 nucleotides long. It is a transcript of the gene TMEM117, whose product is annotated as transmembrane protein 117. NCBI's taxonomy places the organism in Eukaryota, Metazoa, Chordata, Aves, Psittaciformes, Psittacidae. The transcript has 8 exons. Gene Ontology annotation, biological process: intrinsic apoptotic signaling pathway in response to endoplasmic reticulum stress. Bases 291 to 1829 code for a protein of 512 amino acids. The record is from RefSeq and is a predicted model, not a curated record.
CUGUCCUAUGUAAGCAGAAGGGAUAUAGACCUCCCAAACCAGAGAGUUUUCGGAAAUCUUCCUGAGCGAUCUCUUACAGCCAACCCUGUGGUUUUGCUUUGGGGUAACACACCUCCAGAUCUGACCCUGUAUUUACCCUAUUUGUAAUUUUCUGCAGCUAAUUUACCCAAGUCCGACUGGUGGGAGCUGAGCGUCGCUCCGGUUUCUCUCACCUCCCCUGGCUGGAUAAGCCCCCGUGGCGCCCAGGCUACCAUUUUUCAGGGCAAAGAACAGUUCUGCAGUGUCUGAGGAUGGAUAAAGACUUCCGCUACUACUUCCAGCACCCGUGGUCUCGCUUAGUUGUGGCUUACUUAGUGAUCUUCUUUAACUUCUUAAUAUUUGCCGAGGACCCAGUAUCUCACAGUCAGACAGAAGCCAAUGUUAUUGUUGUUGGUAAUUGUUUCUCCUUUGUAACAAAUAAAUACCCUGAAGGAGGAGGCUGGAGAUUUUUGAAGGUGUUUCUGUGGCUGCUUGCCAUUCUCACAGGACUGAUAGCUGGGAAAUUUCUCUUCCAUCAGCGCCUGUUUGGUCAGUUGCUCCGUCUGAAAAUGUUUCGAGAGGACCAUGGGUCUUGGAUGACAAUGUUCUUCAGUACCAUCCUCUUCCUCUUCAUUUUUUCUCACAUUUAUAAUCUGUUUCUCAUUAUGGCGGGGAAUAUGAGUGCAUACAUUAUAACAGACUUCAUGGGCAUCAGGAAUGAAAAUUUUAUGAAGGUAGCUGCAGUUGGGACUUGGAUGGGAGAUUUUGUCACAGCAUGGAUGGUCACAGAUAUGAUGCUUCAGGAUAAGCCCUAUCCAGACUGGGGAAAGUCUGCCAGAGCUUUCUGGAAGAAGGGAAACAUUAGGAUCAUUUUAUUCUGGACGGUUCUAUUUACACUGACCUCUGUAGUUGUGCUUGUCAUCACUACUGACUGGAUCAGCUGGGACAAGCUUAAUCGUGGAUUUCUGCCAAGUGAUGAAGUCUCAAGAGCCUUCUUGGCUUCUUUCAUCUUGGUGUUUGACCUUCUUAUUGUCAUGCAGGACUGGGAAUUUCCACAUUUUAUGGGUGAUGUUGAAGUGAAUCUUCCAGGUUUACCAUCUGCACACAUGCAGUUCAAAGUACCUUAUUUCCAAAAGAUCCUCAAAGAGGAGUAUCACAUACAUAUAACAGGCAAAUGGUUUAACUAUGGAAUUAUCUUCCUUGUUUUGAUCUUGGAUCUGAAUAUGUGGAAGAACCAAAUAUUUUACAAACCUCAUGAAUAUGGUCAAUAUAUUGGUCCUGGACAGAAGAUCUACACAGUGAAGGACUCAGAAAGCUUGAAAGACCUUAAUAGAACUAAAUUAUCCUGGGAGUGGAGAUCCAAUAACACCAAUCCGUUGACGAACCGGACCUAUGCCGAAGGAGACAUGUUCUUGCACAGCAGAUUCAUAGGCUCUAGCCUUGAUGUCAAAUGCCUGGCUUUUAUUCCAAGUUUGCUGGCUUUUGCUUUGUUUGGUUUCUUCAUCUGGUUCUUUGGGCGAUUUCAGAAAACUGAUCAAGGCAUGGAGAAUUUAGACAAAUCAUACACAAGAAUGAAAAGAAAGUCACCGUCAGAUAUGGGAAUGACACGAGAAAAUACACAGGUGUUGGUAGAAGAACCGUUAAGUUUUCAAGAACCACAUCUUGUAUCCAUAAAAUCAGACUUAAGUGAAAUAGUUUUUAAUUCUUCUCUCCUAACUUCUGAAAACUUGAACGCACAACUGAAUGAACCAGAUAGCCCUUUACAGCCAGUACCAGAGUCCUCUGUCCCUAAGAAUAAACCUGUGACAUAAAGGCAAAUACCCAGGAAAAUCAGUUUAAAUAAGCAGUUACUGUAAGAUUUCAGUUUUACCUUUUGUAAGUUAAGAUUUACAUAGUGUUUAGAAUAAGAACAUAUACCAAAAGGUGCUCAGCAUGCUUUUUUUAGGAAUUUUGGUUUUUAUUUGUAUUAUAGUAUGUGCCUACUGUAUAUCUAACAUUCCUUUAUAGAUUGCUUCCCAAAAUUGCACAAGCUGUUUAUUAAUACAUUACCUUAACUGUAUAAUAGUGUAUUAGAUGAUUACUUGCAGGUAUAAAAUUCUACCGUGGUGGUGCCUUGAGACAUUAAACUGUUUUUUAACUCAA